Physcomitrium patens is the source of this 4409-nucleotide messenger RNA. Its product is annotated as calcium-transporting ATPase 1, endoplasmic reticulum-type. Gene Ontology annotation, molecular function: ATP hydrolysis activity; ATP binding; transporter activity. The record is from RefSeq and is a predicted model, not a curated record. Lineage: Eukaryota; Viridiplantae; Streptophyta; Bryopsida; Funariales; Funariaceae. Gene Ontology annotation, cellular component: membrane.
AACCCACCAAUCCACCCCCAUGCAAGUGAAGAAGAUUCGGACCAGGCUCUCCAGGCUCUCCACGCCCAUCCCGAUUCCGAUGAAUGCAUCCUUCUCUCGCAAGUGGUUUCUCGAAUUCUCAUCCUUGCGCUUAAUCCUACGGCCCCUGGUGGGUUCACGACGGGAUCUUUUCCUGGCUAUGGCGUGGACGCUCCCGUGUGCGCGGCGAGAGUGUGUUGUGUUGGGUCCGCGAAAGGAGUUUGUGCUUUUUGAGUGCAUUGGGGGUUGAGCGAGAGGUUUUUUUCGUAGGUGAGAAGGAAUUGGAGUGAGAAGUUUUUUUAGGGGAAUUUGAGUUUCGUUGCGAUGUUUUUGUGCAUUUUGUGUGGGACACAAGGCCGGGGAGGUUUGAAGUGCAGUGAAUGCGGAGAGACGUGUGGAUUACGGUUGAGAUCCAUGUUGUGGUGUAGCUGAGAGCGUAUUUUCUGCCAUUUCCGCCACUGAGAUUUUUGAUGAUUUUGUGGGCGAUGAUGUCCAGUGUCAUUUCAGUGAAACAGAUGACAGUCGUGUGCUGUGUUCUUUUGCAUUGAGCCUUGGACAUGACUGGAGCUGAGGUAGCUGCCUGAUCGAUAAGGUGACCUUUCUUUUUUGCAUUCAUGUGUGCACCUGAAAAUUUAGAGAGAUAACCAGUAAACGGCAUCAUUAAUUACGGCUGCAGUUACACGUGGUCAUACCUGAAGCAAGUUUUACUCGUGUCUUGAAGAAAAACAAUUUACACGAGGGUCUUACUGGUUUUAAUUUUUGGCAAACCGAGAAUCAACGGACGUCUGUCACUUGAGUGUUGUGGCCACUAUAUUACUGCGGGGCAGUUCACUGAAGUAGUUGAAGAGCAUGGCUCAGAUUACAGCAGCCUCUGCGACACAUGCUUCUGUCUCUUCGGCUGGUAUUUGCCUGGGCAUUGCUCCCAACAGCCGUUUUUCCAAGCCAUUUCUAAGUCGCCAAAUUAGUAGUGAUCGAAGCUUCAAGGAUCCUGCCCUUAUUCAAAGAGUGACAUUGUCCUCAACUUCUAGGCUCCGAAAGCUGCCUAUAAUACGGGCCCAGAAAAAUGCAGGUGCAACAGAUCUUGCAGACAAAGUUAGCGUGGAUUCUACCGCUCCUUCAGGGGCCUCUCUUUCAAAACCCCAAAAUGGAGGUGCCACAAAGCGGGUGGGAUUCUCAGCUUGGACUGAACCCCUCGCAGGGGUACUACAACACUUCAAUGUAGAUCUCAAUAGCGGACUCGGUGCUGACGCAGUGGAGAAGCAGCGCCUACGAUUCGGUUGGAAUGAGCUUGAAAAGGGUGAGGCCAAACCCUUCUGGCUCCUGGUUGUGGAGCAAUUUGAGGACACAUUAGUGCAAAUCCUGCUAGCAGCAGCUGGAGUUUCAUUCCUCCUAGCACUUUCUGACUUAGACAAAAAUGAAUCAGCGGGAGUGGAGGCCUUCACCGAGCCAUUAGUAAUACUGUCAAUUAUUAUCCUCAAUGCUGUGAUUGGAGUAUGGCAAGAACGGAAAGCUGAGAGCACAUUAGAAUCUUUGAAGGAGAUGCAGUCUGAGUCCUCCCGCGUUUUGAGAGAUGCAACCGAAUUCAGGGACGUUCCGAGCCGGGAUUUGGUACCAGGAGAUAUCGUAGAGCUAAGAGCAGGUGACAAAGUGGCCGCUGACAUGCGAAUUGCUAUGCUUAAAUCGGGAACUAUACGCUUGCAGCAAGCUUCUCUUACUGGAGAAAGCCAACCCGUGUUAAAGCAAGCCGAGGAAGGGGAUGAUGAUGAAAUUGAGUUGCAGGGCAAGCUUUGUAUGGCAUUUGCGGGCACAACUGUAACAAAUGGGAGCGCUGUGUGUGUUGUAACUGAUACGGGCAUGAACACAGAAAUAGGUAAAAUUCAGUCUCAGAUUCAUGAAGCCUCUCUAGAAGAUUAUGAUACGCCCCUCAGCCGGAAGCUCGACGAAUUCGCAGACUUAUUAACGAAGGUGGUGGGAACCAUCUGCAUCGUUGUGUGGCUGGUGAAUUAUAAAUACUUCGUUUCUUGGGAAAUUGUCGAUGGAUUUCCUACAAAUUUUGAGUUCAACCUGGAUCAAGCCACAUAUUACUUUAAAGUAGCAGUGGCACUUGCUGUGGCUGCCAUUCCAGAAGGCUUACCGGCAGUUAUUACCACUUGUCUCGCUCUCGGUACUCGUCGUAUGGCUGAAGAAAAUGCGAUUGUGCGAAAGUUGCCUUCUGUGGAAACUCUUGGCUGUACUAGUGUAAUCUGCUCAGAUAAGACAGGCACUUUAACUACCAACCAGAUGUCGGUUGUGCGUUUGGUUGGUGUGGAUACAGAGGGCUCUUUGCGUACUUUUAGAGUUUCUGGAACUUCAUACGAUCCUCGGGAUGGUGAAAUUAUUGAUUUGCCGGAAAGUCUUGAUGCAAAUCUGCAGUCUAUUGCACAAAUAUGUUCUGUUUGCAAUGAUGCCGGGGUUCAGCUCCAAGAUGGUGUUUUUACAGCAACCGGAAUGCCCACAGAAGCAGCUCUCAAGGUAUUAGUUGAGAAGUUAAAAGUACCUGAUGCACGUCUACAAGAAGAAAUAUCUGCAGAGAGGUUGUCGGCUCCUGAAAAAUAUUCUAUGGGGGUGUGUAAAUAUUGGGCUGAGGGUAGUCAGAGGCUGUUUACGUUAGAGUUUGACAGAUUGCGGAAGUCAAUGGGUGUUAUAAUUAAGGAGCAAGGCAGUGAUACCGGCAACAAACUUCUAGUGAAGGGAGCAGCAGAAUGUGUUCUGGAGAGAUGCACCUCAGUGCAGCUCAAGGAUGGUACCAUCAUUCCACUUUCACCCAGCUUUAGGCAGGGGAUAACUAGUAGCAUUGAGGGAAUGGCAUGUCAGGGAUUACGAGUUCUUGCUUGUGCUUUUAAGCGCGACCUCGGUAGCAUGUCCGACUACAAUGGACCAGAGCACCCAGCCCACCAAAGACUGGUCAAUGCUGAUAAUUACUCAUCAAUUGAAAGUGAACUGACCUUUGUGGGCCUAGGCGGUCUUCAGGACCCCCCUCGGAAGGAAGUGAAGCCCGCAAUUGAGGACUGUAAAAAAGCAGGCAUCAGGGUGGUCGUCAUCACUGGUGAUAACAAAAGCACUGCAGAAGCUAUUUGCCGAGAAAUUGGACUCUUUGCUGAAGACGAAGACUUGUCUCUUAAAUCAUUGAUCGGAAGAGAUUUCAUGAAGCUGUCAUCGAAUGAAAGAAGAGAGCUUCUUCUUGGGGACAGAAACAAAGGUUCAGGCUUCGUUUUCUCUCGCGCUGAACCAAUUCAUAAGCAAGAGAUCGUCCGUGUGUUGAAAGCUGGGGGUGAAAUCGUGGCUAUGACUGGCGAUGGAGUGAAUGAUGCCCCUGCCUUGAAGCUCGCUGACAUCGGAAUUGCGAUGGGAAUUACUGGAACCGAGGUUGCAAAGGAGGCCAGUGACAUGGUCCUUGCAGACGAUGACUUCGCAACGAUCGUAAAAGCAGUACGAGAAGGCCGCUCAAUCUAUGACAACAUGAAGUCCUUCAUUCGCUACUUGAUCUCCUCCAACAUCGGCGAAGUAGUCUGUAUCCUCCUCACAGCUCUUCUCGGAUUUCCACAAGGAUUAAUCCCAGUCCAGCUCCUCUGGGUAAACCUCGUCACCGACGGUGCCCCAGCCACCGCUUUGGGCUUCAACCCUCCUGACCCAGACAUUAUGGAACGCCCUCCCCGCCCCUCCACCGACGGGCUCGUCAGCGGGUGGACUUUCUUCCGCUUCAUGGUGAUCGGCUCUUAUGUCGGCCUCGCAACCGUCGGUGUCUUUGCUCUCUGGUACCUAAACGACACCAGCUUCCUGGGGAUAGACCUCUCAAGCGACGGUCACUCAACAGUAACAUUCCACCAGCUUUCCCACUGGGGAGAGUGUUCCUUGUGGCCUAAUUUUCGUGUCACUCCUUUCACGGCCGGUGACCGUAUGUUCGUCUUCGGAGACCCCUGUGACUACUUCUCCCUGGGGAAAUUGAAAGCCUCCACUUUGUCCAUGUCCACUCUUGUAGUUAUCGAGAUGUUUAAUGCUUUGAAUGCCCUCUCAGAGAAUAAUAGUUUGUUGACAACGCCCGGUUGGGUGAACAGGUAUCUGCUAGUGGCGAUUGCAGUAUCCAUGGGGCUGCAUUUUGCCAUUUUGUAUACUCCGUGGUUGGCAGAUUCGUUUGGAGUGGUUCCAUUGAACUUGAAUGAGUGGUUGCUAGUGGUGGCCAUUUCUUUUCCAAUUAUCCCGUUAGAUGAGUUGCUCAAAGUUAUAGGGCGACAGUUAGCGAAGAACCAAGCAGAGGAGAAACUCUAACUCUUGGAUUAUUUUGUACCAUUACAGAGGCUCAUGUGCAACUGUAUAAAUUCAAACAAAUGAAGCUGUUACUUUUUUCCUAAGCA